Argentina anserina (silverweed cinquefoil) is the source of this 1010-nucleotide messenger RNA. Its product is annotated as vesicle-associated membrane protein 714. Gene Ontology annotation, cellular component: membrane. Gene Ontology annotation, biological process: vesicle-mediated transport. The coding region runs from base 159 to 821 and encodes 220 amino acids. The transcript is spliced from 4 exons. NCBI's taxonomy places the organism in Eukaryota, Viridiplantae, Streptophyta, Magnoliopsida, Rosales, Rosaceae. The record is from RefSeq and is a predicted model, not a curated record.
UUUUAAAUUUCCAUUACUACUUGUUGCUGUAAUAUCCCAAUUUUUUCUUUUUUAAAAAGAAAAAUAUAAAUAGAGUGAGUCAAUCGGAAUUCAAAUCUGCUCCGUGAGACUUCGAUUCAAUCCAGAUCGGAGUAGAGAGCUGCCCAGAGCCCUCCUAGAUGGCGAUACUCUACGCCGUUGUUGCUCGCGGCACCGUCGUCCUUGCCGAGUUCAGCGCCGUCACCGGCAACACAGGCGCCGUCGCUCGCCGUAUCCUAGAGAAGCUCCCGCCCAACGCCGAUUCCAGGGUUUGCUUCUCUCAGGAUCGCUACAUCUUCCACAUACUCACCCUCGACGGCCUCACCUUCCUCUGCAUGGCCAACGACACCUUCGGCAGGAGGAUUCCGUUUGCGUACUUGGAGGACGUGCAUAUGAGAUUCAUGAAGAAUUACGGCAGAGUUGCGGCGUAUGCGCCGGCGUAUGCGAUGAAUGAUGAGUUUUCGAGAGUGCUUCACCAGCAGAUGGAGUUUUUCUCUAGUAAUCCUAGUGCUGAUACUCUCAAUCGUGUGAGAGGCGAAGUCGGUGAGAUACGAACUAUAAUGGUUGACAAUAUUGAGAAGAUAUUGGAGAGAGGCGACCGAAUUGAACUUCUUGUUGACAAAACUGCAACUAUGCAAGACAGUGCAUUUCACUUCAAGAAACAGUCCAAACGCCUUCGUCAAGCACUAUGGAUGAAAAAUGCCAAACUCUUGGCUCUGUUGACAUGCUUGAUUGUUGUGUUCCUGUACAUUAUCAUUGCUGCUUGUUGUGGAGGAAUUACGUUACCGUCCUGCAGAUCUUGAUUAAUUCAUUUUGUGUAUGUAACAAAGACUGUUAAGAUGAACUCUGUCGGUCUUUAAUCAAAGGGAUUUAUGUGCUUAAAAACAUUUUCUUUUUUGAGGUGUAUAUGGAAGUAAAUGAUUUGUAGCUUGCAAUAAUUCUUUGCAACUUGGAGUGUCUGGUUUCUCAAAAGGCCUGUGCAGUUGUUCUUU